AUGACAAAAUCAUCCAGCCCAUAUGAACAGUAUCCUCAAGAAAAUCUUCAACAUAAAUCGAAAUACCUGUUAGGGUAUGGCGCUAAGUUCACUCCUAUGGUUAUCACGCGCGCCGAAGGAUCAUAUGUGUACUCUGGAGACAAAAAGAUCCUUGACUUUACCUCUGGUCAAAUGUCUACUUUGUUAGGGCAUGGACACCCUGAAAUCUGUGAAACAAUUUCUCAACAUGCGUAUCAUUUAGACCACCUGUUCAGUGCUAUGUUGUCUCCCCCAGUUUUGGAAUUAGCAGAGAAACUCACCAACCUGCUUCCAAAAGGGUUAGAUAAAGCUAUGUUCUUGAGUACUGGCUCCGAAGCAAACGAGGCAGCCAUAAAGUUAGCCAAAGUAUACACUGGGAAAUUUGAAGUUGUCGGAUUAUCAUUAUCGUGGCACGGCAUGACAGGAGUAUCUGGUGGAACAACCUAUCAGGAUGGCCGGAAGAACCACGGCCCUACAAUGCCUGGAAACUUGAUUUUGCCAGCUCCAAAUGCAUACAGAUCUAUUUUUCGGAAGCAAGAUGGAUCCUAUGAUUGGGAAACAGAGAUGGACUAUGGGUUCAGUUUGAUUGACGCAGCUUCUGUGGGUUCCUUAGCCGCCGUUAUUGUAGAACCUGUCAUGAGUUCUGGUGGUAUGAUCGUUCUUCCAGAUGGUUACUUGAAAAGUUUAUACACCCAUUGUAAAAAGAGAGGAAUGCUUUUGAUUGUGGAUGAAGCUCAGACAGCUAUCGGCAGAUGUGGUUCGAUGUUUGGGUUUGAAGCCUCUGGUAUUGUUCCAGACAUUUUGACGCUAAGCAAAACCUUAGGAAACGGUUUACCGUUAUCAGCUGUAGUUACUUCUGACAAAAUAGCACAGAAGGCUGCUGAUGAGCGUUUUUUGUUCUACACUACCCAUGUAAACGAUCCACUACCAUGUGCAGUUGGUGCAAAGGUCUUGGAUAUUGUAAUUCGAGACAAUUUGAUCCAAAGCUCUGCAGAAAUGGGGGCUCUAUUCAGAUCAGAAUUGAGACAGUUGCAGAACAUCUAUAAACAAAUUGGAGAUGUUAGGGGCCGUGGCUUGAUGACUGGUGUUGAGAUCAUCAAGCCGGAAACCAAAGAAGCUGACGGAGAACUAGCUGAAAGACUAGCCGAUACGAUGAUGGAACUUGGACUCUCGGCCAACUUGAUAUCUGUCCCCGCGUUCGGCGGUGUAUUGAGAAUUGCGCCUCCUAUCACUGUUUCUAAAGAAGAAAUCAUGCAAGGUGUGGCCAUUUUUAGUAAAAGUUUAGAAGAAAUUUUAGGCUAA
Saccharomyces eubayanus is the source of this 1320-nucleotide messenger RNA. RefSeq names its product aspartate aminotransferase family protein. The transcript has a single exon. Gene Ontology annotation, cellular component: mitochondrion. NCBI's taxonomy places the organism in Eukaryota, Fungi, Ascomycota, Saccharomycetes, Saccharomycetales, Saccharomycetaceae. The record is from RefSeq and is a predicted model, not a curated record. Bases 1 to 1320 code for a protein of 439 amino acids. Gene Ontology annotation, molecular function: pyridoxal phosphate binding; transaminase activity.